Messenger RNA from Paramecium pentaurelia, 2219 nucleotides. The record is from the annotation of a GenBank genome assembly. NCBI's taxonomy places the organism in Eukaryota, Ciliophora, Oligohymenophorea, Peniculida, Parameciidae.
AUGAUUAAUCAAUAAUAAACAGAAUUGACUCCUUAAUAAUCAAAUAGCCCGAUCAUUUAAUAAUUAAAGGAUGUGAUCUAUGAUACAUUCUCAUUAUUGAAUACAAACUAAGCAAAAGUUAGAUAUCAAAAUCCCGUAAGAUUAAUAUAUAAAUUAGGCUUUAACCAAAAGUUGCGUGCAUAGAAAUACUUGCUUCGAAAUGGAAGAAGCUCUGAAGGAUAUUUAAUAAAAAAAAAUUUAUGAAUGCCCACAUUGUUAAUAAUAAGCAAGGAGUCCAGCUGAUUUAGUUGAAGAUUGGAGAGUUUAAGCAUAUAAAGAAUUUAAUAUAAUCGUUGAAGAUGUAACAAUAAUCAAAGGAAUUGUGGUGAAUAAAUACAUAAGAAAUAAAAAAAAAUAUUUGGAUUUUUUCUCGAUAGAUGAAUAUGCAAGACAAUUUCAAGAUAUGUUCUAGAGAUUUACUCAUGAUAUAUCAAUUAAUUCAAUGAUCUAAAAAGAAUUGGUUUCAUAGAAAUCUAACAACUAAACUAAGAUCAAUUUUUGGAGUUUUUGUUUGUAAGAUAGAGUAAAAAUAAAUAUCCCUGUGAGAAUAUUGGGAUGCAAACAUUAUGAAUGUUAUGAAUUAACGAGUUUAUUAUUCUUUUAAGAGUAAAAUAGAAAAAAAAAAGAAUUCUUAGAUUGCAAUCAACCUGGAUGUUCAAAUCGAUUAAGAAUUGCUCACAUAGAUUAUACUAAGUAACCUGAUACUCCAAACACUCCUUAAACAGAGGAAAAAGAGAAAUAAGAUAAAAUAGAUGAUAUCAUAACAUUAUUUUCAGGUAUCUGUGUAGAUUUGGAUUUAUUCAAUGCAAUAAAAUUAAGUAAUCCGAGCUCAUACAAAUUUUAUUACAAUUAAGAGACUGGAAAAAUUUAAGAAGAUAUAAAGACAGAGAAUGGCAAAUAAGUUGAUCCAGUCAUUAAAGCAGUAUAUGAAUAGCAUCCAGAUUUCCAUAUCAAAAUUACUUUUGAAGAAUUCUAAAAAUUAAUAUAACAAUAGGCAAUGUCAGUAAGUCAAGGAGAUCUCUUAUAAGAUGAUAAACAAUUAGGCAAGAAAAUAUCUCUAUAUAAAUACAGAAAUUAUAAAGUAAAAAUGCAAGACCAACUCACAAAACUUACAAUUGAAUAUCCAGUACGAUGUAAAUUAUGUACAGAUCUAUAGGUUUGUAUGGAUAUGAGAAGUUAUAUUGCAGAUUUUAAUUAUUAAAAAAAAGUAAAUCCAACAAAAAUUUAUAGUUGUCCAUUAUGUUAAAAACCUUAAAAUAAGCCGAUAAUUAAUACUUAAAUUUAUAAUUACAUAUAUUUAGAUACAAAUAUGCUUUCAUAUAUGUUUAAAGACAUGUCUUACACUAAUGGAACAAAUAUUUUUGAAUAUUAAGGUGAAUAAUAUAUGCUUUAAGAAUUUAUGGAUAGAUAAAAAAUCAAAAGAGAGGAUUACAUAAAAGAGUUAAAUGAAAGAUAGGUUAUAUUUAAGCAAUUGUUUUGCAUAGUAAAUAACUAAUAGAGAAUAAAAUAACCCUUACUACUUUAAAACUGUCCUUAGAAAAAUAUUGUUGAUUUUAAAUCAUUUUAUGAAGAAUUAAAAAACAUAGAUUUUGAUUAUGAAUAAACAGAUCUAAUAUUAUGUAAAUGUUAAAAGUGUAGUUAAAAUUCGAUUAAGUCUUUUGUAGGAAACAUCUAUUUUCAUGAACCCUUUUAUGAAGCUCUUAAUAAAUUUUAUAAGAUACAAAAUCCAGUAAAUGAUAAAGAGUUCACUUACAAAUUUGCUGAUAAUGAGUAGGAUAGUAUGGUUUUAGGAUAAAUAGUUUCUAGUAAUCCUAAAAUAAAAGUUUUACCAAAUGUAAAUGGAUAAGCAGAUACUUAAAUUCUAAGAAAUCUUAAAGGAGAAAAUGGAUUUUUGGAUUUAAUGGAUGAUGUGGAAUAUUAAAAGUUGUUCAGUAAAACAGAUAUUUCAGGUUUUUAAUAUAAAACAGUAGGAAUGAAAUAAGAUUUAUGUGGAGUAUAAAUUGAAUACAAGGAAAAAGGUAUUCAUGCAAAUGUUAAAGAUGCAGUUGAGAAAAUUAAUAAGAAUGCCAAUUAAGAUUUAAAAAAAUAUAGUUUCAAUGUUGUAAGCAUGUCAGUUAAUUUAAAAGAUGAUAUAUUUAAAAACAACAAAGGAGAGUUUGAUUAUGGCACAAAAAAAUGAA